Messenger RNA from Hibiscus syriacus, 1979 nucleotides. RefSeq names its product protein NUCLEAR FUSION DEFECTIVE 4-like. Gene Ontology annotation, cellular component: membrane. Gene Ontology annotation, molecular function: transmembrane transporter activity. NCBI's taxonomy places the organism in Eukaryota, Viridiplantae, Streptophyta, Magnoliopsida, Malvales, Malvaceae. The coding region runs from base 73 to 1926 and encodes 617 amino acids. The transcript has a single exon. Gene Ontology annotation, biological process: transmembrane transport. The record is from RefSeq and is a predicted model, not a curated record.
UUACUAACACCUGCCCUGCCGAACUUUCGGUUAUAACUUGGACUACUUUGCUAGUAAAGACUAGGAGAAAAGAUGGUGGCGGGGCAUAUCAGUGGCGGUGGUUGUGCGUGGCGAGACAUGAAGAACUUCGGGCUCAAACUGAUUCUGGGACGGUGGUUCAUGGUGUUUGCUUCACUGCUUAUCAUGUCCGUAUCUGGUGCAACAUAUAUUUUCGGUCUAUAUUCCAAUGUUGUCAAAACAUCUUUGGGAUAUGACCAAACAACUCUCAAUCUUUUAAGCUUUUCCAAGGAUUUGGGUAGCAACGUUGGGAUCAUAUCAGGGCUCAUCUAUGAGGUAACUCCGCCUUGGGUGAUUCUCCUGAUAGGAUCUCUUAUGAAUUUCUUCGGCUAUUUCAUGAUAUGGCUCGCCGUGACCGGCCGCACUUCAAAGCCCCAAGUGUGGAAAAUGUGCGUUUACUUUUGCUUGGGUGCAAAUUCCCAGGCUUUUGCCAAUACCGGAGCUCUGGUCACUUGUGUCAAGAACUUCCCGGAGAGCAGGGGAAGUGUUUUAGGCCUUUUGAAAUCUUACGUCGGUUUAAGUGGUGCGAUAUUGACUCAGUUGUACCACGCUUUCUUUGGUGACGACUCUUCGGCUCUUAUCUUGUUUAUUGCUUGGUUACCCGCUGCAGUUUCCGUUGUGUUUCUUCGGACGAUUCGAAUCAUAAAGAUCCAUCGGCGGCAAACGAAUGAGCUAAGGGUUUUUUAUAACAUCUUCUUCAUUUCUCUUGGCCUUGCUGGUUUCCUUAUGAUUUUAAUCAUCAGUCAAAACAGUUUUAGUUUCCACAGGAUUGAGUAUAUCGGAAGUGCUUCGAUUGUCACUGUUUUGCUGUUCUUCCCACUCGCCGUCGUUGUCAGAGAGGACUUCAAGAUUUGGAAAACAAAUAAACAAGCUUUAACUGAUUCUUCUCAGGUGAAUUUAGUGACGGAAAAUCCACCGGCGCCACCGCAAAUAGUGACGGAGAAACAUGUUGGUUGUUUCGAAAACGUUUUCAAGCCACCAGACAGGGGUGAAGACCACACGAUAUUACAAGCGCUUUUCAGCAUCGACAUGUUGGUCAUCUUCACCGCCACCACAUGCGGCGUCGGAGGAACAUUGACGGCGAUCGACAACUUGGGACAGAUCGGAAACUCGUUAGGCUACCCAAGUCGUAGCAUAACCACCUUCGUUUCACUCGUGAGCAUAUGGAAUUACCUCGGGCGAGCAGUCGCGGGUUUUGCUUCCGAAUACUUAUUAACAAAAUACAAGAUGCCGAGGCCGUUGUUGUUCACCAUCGUCAUCCUCUUCUCUUGCGUCGGACAUGUUUUAAUCGCCUUUGCAGUCCCGAACUCACUUUACUUCGCCUCCGUCAUUACCGGAUUCUGUUUCGGAGCACAAUGGCCGUUAAUGUACGCCAUAAUCUCUGAAAUCUUCGGCCUUAAAUACUACUCCACAUUGUUCAACUUCGGAUCGGUGGCCAGUCCCGUCGGUUCUUACAUUCUAAACGUGAAAGUGGCCGGACAUUUAUACGAUGUAGAAGCUUUGAAACAAAUGGAAGCUUCGGGUCGUACGAGGAAACCAGGGGAGGACUUGAGAUGCAGUGGAGGGCAUUGUUAUAGAAAGGCUUUCCUUGUAAUCACAGCCACCACGUUGUUUGGAUUCCUUGUUUCUUGUAUUUUGGUUUUCAGGACCAGAAAGUUCUACAAAAGUGACAUUUACAAGAGAUUCAGGGAUGACCCUCAGGCUGCUGCUCAAACAGAGACGGGUUCAACUUCUACUUCAAAUCAACCUCAAUCCAUGGCUGCCACAAUUGCCUCACCCAACUAUCUAAAAGUUAGCUCAGACUGUCUCGUUGUCGAAUCCAUGGACGGAUCGACAGGACGGCAGGACAGUCCCCUUUUAAAAUUUUAAAUUCUCAUACAUGUAAUAAAAGAAAAAAAAUUCUUAUAUAAUUUAUUUUUAUA